CUAGGGCUUUAUGGGAAGUAAAGAAUGGGUGUCCAACAUCAUGCUCCUCUAAUGGCUUCCUCUUCUUCUUCUCUUGAAAGUCACCAUUGCAGAAAAUCUCCUCCCUAAUUUCACACUCUUCUUCUCUGAAGAGUCCAUUGUGGAUACUGGCUCUAUACAAAUCUUCGUCGUUCCAUUGUUCCGUCGAGAGAGGAUGAAUUUGCCAUGGCCAAGAAUGGGCAUCAUGUUUCACGCAGUGGUCUCUACUGCCUUCAAGCAAAAUACCCAUUUCUUCUCUCCUAGAAAGCGUAAGCACCCAUUCAAGAACACCCAUCGUCUUACCUUUUGCUCCUCUUCUCAAUCACCAGAGGAUCUCAGUGGGUUGGGUGACUCUGAUUUUUGCAUAAAUGGUGGAAACGGGUCUCUGGAAGUGCCCGUCGAAAUGAUUUCCAGACCAGCUCAUGAAGAGUUCUCCUUCCUUUUUCAGUCCAUUUAUGACUAUGAUGCCGACUUUAUGAAAAACGAAGCUAAGCUCCAUCCUGGUAAGUUCUCAGAUGAGGCUUUGUUGCUCUGUGAACUAAUCAGGACUAAUGGUACCAAUUGGGGUGAUGAGAUGCCCAAAUCACUUAGGCCUUUUAGAGAGAAGCUGAAGCAUUCACUGGUUAUUGAUGUUCUAAAACUAUUGAAAUGCCCUGAAUUGUGCGUCAAGUUCUUCAUUUGGGCAGGACGCCAAAUUGGGUAUCAACAUGUCGGUGCAACAUAUGAUGCACUGUUAGAGGUUUUGGCAGUCGAUAGAAGGGUGCAAAUUCCUGUAGAAUUUCUAUCGGAAAUCAAGGAGGAAGACGGUGAGAUGUUGGGGCGGUUGUUGAAUGUGCUUAUUAGGAAAUGCAGCAAAGGCGGGUUCUGGAAAGAAGCGAUAGAGGAGCUCGGAAGGCUAAAGGAUUGUGGCAAUCGACCCAGUAGAACAACUUACUACGCAUUGAUUCAGGUCCUCUUACUAGCCAAUCAGCUCGAAUUGGCGUCUCAGGUCUAUACUGAAAUGGGCAAUGCUGGUUUGAAUUUGGAUGGAUUUACUCUGGGUUGCUUCGCCCGCACCCUGUGUAAGGCUGGUAAGUGGCGAGAAGCACUUAACAUCAUUGACAAGGAAGAUUUUGUGCCUGAUACUGUUUUAUACAACAAAAUGAUAAGUGGGUUGUGUGAGGCCUCCCUUUUAGAGGAGGCAAUAUCGUUCCUUCACAGAAUGCGAUCGAAUUCUUGCUUCCCUAAUGUUGUGACAUAUAGGAAUUUGCUCAUGAGCUUUUUAAAAGCCGGACAGCUGAAUAGGUGUAGGAGAAUUCUGAAUCAGAUGACCUCGGAGGGCCUUCAUCCCAGUCCAUCGAUAUUCAAUUCUCUAGUCCAUGCUUAUUGCAAGUCUAGAGAGUUUGCUUAUGCUUACAAAUUGGUAAAGAAGAUGAGGGUUUGUGGUUGCCGCCCAGGUUAUGUAAUUUACAAUAUCUUGAUAGGAGGGAUUUUUGGGAGGGAAGACCCACCAACCAUUGAAGCUAUGGAAUUGGCCGAAAGAGUGUAUGAGGAGAUGUUAGAUGCAGGAUGUGUAUUGAACAAGGUAAAUGUUGUGGGUUUCACCCGAUGCCUUUGUGCAAGAGGGAAAUUCGAAAAGGCGAUUGUGGUCAUAAGAGAUUUGAUGACUAAGGGCUUCAUACCGGAUUCGAGCACUUAUACAAAGGUUGUUGAGUUACUUUGCCAGGCUGAUAAAGUGGAUAAGGCCUUACUUUUGUUUGAGGAAAUGAAGAAGAACAAUAUAGUUCCUAAUGUUUUCACUUACACUAUUUUGAUCGAUAGUUUUUGCAAGGUUGGGCUUAUUCAACAGGGGAGAAACUGGUUUGAUGAAAUGACAAGGGAUGGUUGCCUUCCUAAUGUUGUCACUUAUACCACCCUUAUACAUGCAUACCUUAAAACGAGGCGCUUAAUUGAGGCGAAUGAUCUGUUUGAAAGGAUGCUUUCUAUGGGGUGUGCCCCAAAUAUUGUUACAUACACAGCUCUUAUUGAUGGACUUUGCAAGGCUGGAGAGGUUGACAAAGCUUGUCGGGUCUAUGAGAGAAUGAGGGGAAGUGGCAUUAAAGUGGAUGUGGAUGUAUAUUUUGGAAGUGAAGCUGGCAUGGAGCCAAAUGUCUUUACUUAUGGUGCUCUGGUUGAUGGUUUGUGCAAAGCCCACAAAGUGUCUGAGGCCCAUGAGCUUUUGGAAGCGAUGGGCAAAGAUGGUUGUCUGGCAAACAAUGUCGUUUAUGAUGCUCUCAUUGAUGGGUUUUGCAAGGUGGGUAAGUUGGAUGAAGCGCAAAAGGUCUUUGCCAAGAUGGUGGAAUGUGGUUACAGCCCAAAUGUGUACACAUACAGCUCCUUGAUAGAUAGGCUGUUCAAGGAUAAGAGGCUUGAUCUUGCAAUUAAGGUGCUAUCCAAAAUGCUCGAGAAUUCUUGCUCACCAAAUGUUGUAACAUACACCGAGAUGAUCGAUGGGCUAUGUAAAGUUGGGAAGACCGAUGAAGCUUCUAGGCUUCUGGUUAUGAUGGAAGAGAAGGGGUGCCACCCAAACGUGGUAACUUACACCGCAAUGAUUGAUGGGUAUGGGAAAGUUGGGAAAGUUGAUCUCGGGCUCAAGCUUCUGAGAGAGAUGGCUGAAAAGGGGUGCGCUCCAAAUAUUGUCACUUAUCGGGUAUUAAUAAAUCACUGUUGUGCUGCAGGCCUUUUGGAUGAAGCUUGUGGGCUUCUUGAUGAGAUGAAACAAACUUAUUGGCCUCCCCAUGCUCUCUGGUUCAAGGAUGUGAUUCAAGGGUUCAGUAUAGAGUUCAUAAAUUCUCUUGGGCUCUUACAUGAAAUAUCUGAAUACAAUAUGUUUCCUAUGGUUCCUGCUUAUAGUAUUCUAAUUGAUAGCCUUUGCAAGGCAGGGAGAUUGGAAGUCGCAUUAGAAUUACAUAAGGAGAUGGUGUCCGUGUCUACUGUCCAACCAUGUUUUGCUCAAAAAACUGCAUAUUCUUCUUUGAUUGAAGGACUGUCCUUAGCAGGCAAGAUUGAGAAGGCUUUUGAACUAUAUGCUGACAUGACAAGGAUGGGUCACAUUCCCGAACUGUCCAUAUUCUUUUGCCUCAUUAAGGGACUCUGCAAGAUUAAUAGGCGCGAUGAAGCACUUCAGCUUUUGGACAGCACAUGUUGGAUGGAUAUCAUUUGGCAUCCUAGCAAAUAAGCAUCCAGUCAUGGUAGAGGAUGUCUUCUCAUUUGACUUUACAUUUGUGACUGAAAAGGCUAGAAGCUUCUCCUUCCAAUUUGGUGAUGAAUCUGUCAUCAGAGUUUCAUCUGCCUUCGCUUGGGGUUGUACUUUCCCAGCAGGAACUGGUUUCCUGCGACAUACCUUUUCUGAACUGAUCUUAAAUGAUAAGUCCCCCAACAUUUGUUCUGAAAUGGCUGGAAGCAAAGUGAUAUUGGACAUUCUUGAAUACUAACUUCCACUCGUUUGUUCCAGUCGCGACCUCACUCAGGAUUCGUGUAGUGGACCCCCAAUUAUUUGGGAAAAGCUUUGACGAUGAUGAUGAUGAAACUGGUUCAGUCUCAGCGGAUUCCUGUUUGGAUUGGCGAUUCCUGAUCCGGAUCGCUGGGAUUUCAAACAGUGAUGGUAACUGUUUCGUUGCAAUAUGAGCCGGGACAUUUAUCUGCACCUAACUAUUGCAGGAUGAGCAUGGGCUCUCUUUCUGCCUCUCCCUGCUAAGGAGUGUUUCCAUCUCUGUGAUCUCUUUCUACAGGGACCACCUGGUGUGUUUUCUGGGUGUGAAAAUUCCUUGAACUUUUGGCUGAUAAAAGAUUCUUCCUCCAUGGGGCAAAGUGCAAACUCUAAGAGGUGGGAGAAGUUUCUUUUCAUCUGGUGUGUGUUCAAGGUGUGAAGAUUCCUUGCAUUUUUGGCUGGUAAAGGCUCCCUCUUUCAUGGGGGAGAGCACAAUCUCGAAGAGAUGGUAGCAGAAGGUUCUAUUUCGCUUGGCGCGUCUUCUGGAUGUGAAAAUGCCCUGAACUUUUGGUUGGUCAGGGUUCUUCUGAUGCGCCGGUAAGGGCUACUCAUCUUUCUUUUGUCUCUGUGUCGCAUAGUUUCUCACCAAAUCAUUACAAUUUAAUGGAAUAUGGAAAGAUCAGAUCACAGUGUGCAUACAAUGAAAUGAUGGAGAGAGCACGGGAUCCAACUCUGGUUGUUUCUUUGUUUCGGAGGGUCUCACUUCCUCUCCAACUUUCUACAGAGAUAAUUAUGCCCCUGGCUAUAUAGGGGCACUUUGGUCAUAUUAUAAAAUGGAACGUCAUAGUGUACACAUCUUAUGGAUGCCUGAAGGGCACACAAGCACCAUUCAACGGCUUGGAUUGAAUUGGGCGCCACAAACUAAUUUUGUUUAUUUAUUAUUAUUAUCGUUUGAAUGUAUUCUAAUGAAAUUCGACUCCAUAAAAACAAAGAAAAAUAAUUAUAAUACAAAUAACCAAAAUAUCGCUAAAUGUUUAUGGGAUAUUUCGGUAUUUUUAUUUUAAUUAUUUUUUUGUAUGGAGUGCGCCCUAUAAAGAUGCAUUGAAGUCGCUAUUUUCAUGUGAGCAAAGUUUGUAAAAAGUUCUAACAAAGUUAAUUUGUAGCCCUUAUAUCAACCCAGAUUCAAUCUCAUUCUCCAAAGUGCUAGUGAUACUUUUCUUUGGAAAACUUGUACUAUUUUCUUGCUGUAAUAUAUCAACCCAGAUUCAAUCUUA
Messenger RNA from Amborella trichopoda, 4740 nucleotides. RefSeq names its product Tetratricopeptide repeat (TPR)-like superfamily protein. The record is from RefSeq and is a predicted model, not a curated record. Gene Ontology annotation, molecular function: protein binding. Lineage: Eukaryota; Viridiplantae; Streptophyta; Magnoliopsida; Amborellales; Amborellaceae.